ACUGACUGCUCUCUGCUGUCUCUCUGUCUCCUCGUGGGGUCAUCUCUAAUAACUAAGCAGGCUGUGUGUUGGUGCUUAAGCUUUCUGCAAACAUGGCUGGCAGGAAAUUUUUCGUUGGUGGAAACUGGAAGAUGAACGGUGACAAGAAAAGCCUGGGAGAGCUUAUCAACACUCUGAACAGCGCCAAACUCAACGCCGACACCGAGGUGGUCUGUGGUGCUCCUUCUAUUUACCUCGACUUUGCCAGGUCCAAGCUUGAUGCUAAAAUUGGCGUAGCUGCGCAGAACUGCUACAAGGUUGCCAAGGGUGCCUUCACUGGAGAGAUCAGCCCUGCGAUGAUCAAAGACUGUGGUGUGGAGUGGGUGAUUCUGGGACACUCUGAGCGCCGUCACGUGUUUGGAGAGAGUGAUGAGCUGAUUGGCCAGAAAGUAGCUCAUGCUCUCGAGAGCGGCCUGGGUGUGAUCGCUUGUAUUGGGGAGAAGUUGGACGAGCGAGAGGCUGGUAUCACCGAAAAGGUUGUCUUCAUGCAGACCAAAGCCAUCGCAGACAAUGUUAAGGACUGGAGUAAGGUGGUGCUUGCUUAUGAGCCUGUCUGGGCCAUCGGAACUGGCAAAACUGCAUCUCCACAACAGGCUCAAGAAGUACAUGAUAAACUCAGGCAGUGGAUGAGUACCAACGUUUCUGAGGCUGUUGCUAACUCUGUCCGGAUCAUCUAUGGAGGCUCAGUUACUGGGGGUACCUGCAAGGAGCUGGCCGGCCAGAAAGACGUGGAUGGAUUCUUGGUGGGCGGAGCUUCAUUGAAGCCAGAGUUUGUUGACAUAAUCAACGCCAAAGCGUGAAAGGAUCUUGAAACGGAGCAGAUGAGGAACAACUGGCACUAACUAUGUCCAUUUCACCGCCCUAGCAUAAAGCACUUCUGUCCUAUUCUAACUAAAUGUUUAUUUGCUCCUCGCCCCACGUAUUUGUGUGCUGCUACUGCAUAAAUGUAUUUUUCAUUUGUGCAUAAUGAAUUGACUAUCAAAGGGAUUAUUUAGCUGUGAUGUGAUUGGCACUUGAUGUGAAGUUUAUAACACUGAUAACUGCCUACCUAGAUUAGAACAGAUAGCACUGGACUCUUGGGCCAUGCCUUCACCUGACAAAUGUUUACCCACUUUCGUUUGUGCUUACACUGUCCAGUUUAUGGCAAUAAAAGCCAAUAAUGUAUUUUAAGUCAGUAGAAUUCCCCCCUUACUGUAUGUUCUGUGAUUUAAGUUAAUAAUGCAUCAGCAGCUCUGGCAGCUUUGGCUACUGUGUCAAGGCUGUUCAUGAAAAGUCAUAUGGUUCAUGCAAGGAAGAACCUUGUAAUAAAUGUUUGAGCGAAGAACAAA
Molecule: messenger RNA, 1367 nt
Organism: Clarias gariepinus (North African catfish)
Lineage: Eukaryota; Metazoa; Chordata; Actinopteri; Siluriformes; Clariidae
Gene: tpi1b
Product: triosephosphate isomerase 1b
Exons: 7
Coding region: 93-839 (248 amino acids)
Biological process (GO): glyceraldehyde-3-phosphate biosynthetic process; glycerol catabolic process; glycolytic process
Cellular component (GO): cytosol
Molecular function (GO): triose-phosphate isomerase activity
Source: RefSeq, a predicted model, not a curated record